Messenger RNA from Cyprinus carpio (common carp), 2736 nucleotides. RefSeq names its product zona pellucida sperm-binding protein 3. Lineage: Eukaryota; Metazoa; Chordata; Actinopteri; Cypriniformes; Cyprinidae. The record is from RefSeq and is a predicted model, not a curated record. Gene Ontology annotation, cellular component: extracellular matrix. Gene Ontology annotation, biological process: binding of sperm to zona pellucida; egg coat formation; positive regulation of acrosome reaction. Gene Ontology annotation, molecular function: acrosin binding.
UUAAAGUUUGUCAGGAUGGGUCUUUUGCAAUGUGUGUUAGUGCUGGUUGUGCUUGUGGUGUUUGAUCUGAGGACUGCUUUUGGAAGUUUGAGAUCCAGUCAAAGUCCAAAAAGCAAGAAGCUUCUAUCAUAUCCAGCUAUCAGAGUGCCUGCUGUUUCUUCUGAAGGGCUCUGGAAGACGUUGCAGAAGGCUUCUCCGUUCCAAGAGCCUCUUGGUGUUCAGGAGAAACAGGUGUUGCAGGGUCCAGUGAAGCCUUUAGACUGGAGGUUUCCCAUUGUUCCAGAGGUGCCGAGCAAGAUGGCAGUGGACUUCCAUUUGAGGCAACCUGUGACUCCCAGUAGUGUAGCUAUUCAAUGCGGUGAGAACCGGAUUCAUGUGGAGGUACAACAGGACUUGUUCAGCAAUGGUCAACUGAUCCAGCCAUCUGGUCUGACUUUGGGAAGAUGUCCUGUUGUCGGUUUGGUCCCAGGCUCUAAGGUGCUCUUCUUUGAGAAUGAACUGCAGGACUGCAACAGUGUGUUGAUGAUGACCCAGGAUGAGCUUGUCUACACCUUUGCUCUUACCUACACUCCUGAGGCAUUUGCUGGCACUCCGAUUAUCCGUUCAGAUGGUGCAGUCAUUGGUGUUCAAUGCCAUUAUCAAAGGUUUCAUAAUGUCAGCAGUAAUGCCUUGAAGCCAACUUGGGUCCCUUAUGCCUCAACAGCGGUUGGUGAAGAAGUCUUGCUGUUCUCCCUGAAGCUCAUGAUGGAUGACUGGUCCUAUGAGAGGCCUUCAAACUCUUACUUCCUGGGUGACAUUAUUAAUAUUGAGGCAUCUGUGAAGGUGUACAACCACGUCCCUCUGCGUGUGUUUGUGGACCGCUGUGUGGCCACCCAAGUACCUGAUGUGAACGCCCUUCCGAGAUAUUUGUUCAUUGAGAAUCAUGGAUGUCUUGUGGAUGCCAAGGUCACUGCUUCCAGCUCACGCUUCAUGCCUCGAUCCCAGGAAGACAAAAUCUGGUUCCAGCUGGAGGCCUUCAUGUUCCACGGGGGAUCCAGUCCUUCUGUAUGUAUUGAGUGUUUGGAAAAUGAUCGCUCCCAUUUGCUCUGGUUUGUGACUCCUUACCAGUGGUGUCUCUUGCAGAUCUACAUAACGUGUGUCCUGAAGGCCACUCUUGCUUCUGCACCUAGUGAUGUGCUCCACAAAUCCUGUUCCUUUGCCAAUGGGUGGCUUGCUGCUGAUGGGAACCACCAGGUUUGCGGUUGCUGUGACUCCACAUGUGGUCUUGAUGGUGGAAUUGCUGCUUCUCCUUCUGGAGGUGUUCAGUGGGAAGGGAAGGCCUCACUCGGUCCUGUAGUGGUUCAAGAGCACAAGAAGACUUUAGCUGAAAUUCAAAGCUGUACUUAUUUGCAACGACGAGCACUGUUUGGUAUCGUGUUAAAGUUUGUCAGGAUGGGUCUUUUGCAAUGUGUGUUAGUGCUGGUUGUGCUUGUGGUGUUUGAUCUGAAGACUGCUUUUGGAAGUUUGAGAUCCAGUCAAAGUCCAAAAAGCAAGAAGCUUCUAUCAUAUCCAGCUAUCAGAGUGCCUGCUGUUUCUUCUGAAGGGCUCUGGAAGACGUUGCAGAAGGCUUCUCCGUUCCAAGAGCCUCUUGGUGUUCAGGAGAAACAGGUGUUGCAGGGUCCAGUGAAGCCUUUAGACUGGAGGUUUCCCAUUGUUCCAGAGGUGCCGAGCAAGAUGGCAGUGGACUUCCAUUUGAGGCAACCUGUGACUCCCAGUAGUGUAGCUAUUCAAUGCGGUGAGAACCGGAUUCAUGUGGAGGUACAACAGGACUUGUUCAGCAAUGGUCAACUGAUCCAGCCAUCUGGUCUGACUUUGGGAAGAUGUCCUGUUGUCGGUUUGGUCCCAGGCUCUAAGGUGCUCUUCUUUGAGAAUGAACUGCAGGACUGCAACAGUGUGUUGAUGAUGACCCAGGAUGAGCUUGUCUACACCUUUGCUCUUACCUACACUCCUGAGGCAUUUGCUGGCACUCCGAUUAUCCGUUCAGAUGGUGCAGUCAUUGGUGUUCAAUGCCAUUAUCAAAGGUUUCAUAAUGUCAGCAGUAAUGCCUUGAAGCCAACUUGGGUCCCUUAUGCCUCAACAGCGGUUGGUGAAGAAGUCUUGCUGUUCUCCCUGAAGCUCAUGAUGGAUGACUGGUCCUAUGAGAGGCCUUCAAACUCUUACUUCCUGGGUGACAUUAUUAAUAUUGAGGCAUCUGUGAAGGUAUACAACCACGUCCCUCUGCGUGUGUUUGUGGACCGCUGUGUGGCCACCCAAGUACCUGAUGUGAACGCCCUUCCGAGAUAUUUGUUCAUUGAGAAUCAUGGAUGUCUUGUGGAUGCCAAGGUCACUGCUUCCAGCUCACGCUUCAUGCCUCGAUCCCAGGAAGACAAAAUCCGGUUCCAGCUGGAGGCCUUCAUGUUCCAGGGGGGAUCCAGUCCUUCUAUCUACAUAACGUGUGUCCUGAAGGCCACUCUUGCUUCUGCACCUAGUGAUGUGCUCCACAAAUCCUGUUCCUUUGCCAAUGGGUGGCUUGCUGCUGAUGGGAACCACCACCAGGUUUUCGGUUGCUGUGACUCCACAUGUGGUCUUGAUGGUGGAAUUGCUGCUUCUCCUUCUGGAGGUGUUCAGUGGGAAGGGAAGGCCUCACUCGGUCCUGUAGUGGUUCAAGAGCACAAGAAGACUUUAGCUGGUUCUCAAUAAAUGUGGGGGGCAAACUUA